Molecule: messenger RNA, 4880 nt
Organism: Beta vulgaris subsp. vulgaris (sugar beet)
Lineage: Eukaryota; Viridiplantae; Streptophyta; Magnoliopsida; Caryophyllales; Amaranthaceae
Product: pentatricopeptide repeat-containing protein At1g73400, mitochondrial
Exons: 2
Coding region: 218-1909 (563 amino acids)
Molecular function (GO): protein binding
Source: RefSeq, a predicted model, not a curated record
AUAAAAAUGGAAGGUUUUGCUGCGACGGCACCCAUUCUUGUGCUCCUUGCUUCCCCUUUCACUCUCUGUUUUCGUGGGCAGAUUUUCUGAAGCUUUGGAGAAAGAACCCUUCAUUUGGAUUCUCGCUUUCUUUUCCACUUGAAGCAGUUGAACUUUUAUCAAUAUUUAUCGGUAACAAUCUUUCUCUCCAAUUUUAUCAACCUUUGUGAAGAAAAUCAUGUGGAAAACUUGCGUUAUUUCGAUUGUUAGAUCCAAGUAUUGCAAGCGGUCAUUUGAUUGCCAUAAUCUUCAUAACCCACUUUUCUAUUAUAAUUAUAGAGCUUUAAUUCGUUAUCCCCUUACAAUUUUGAGUUCUCAAAUGAUUCCCGCACCAUAUUUUUCUAAGAGUUGGUUUGGGUAUGGCGUUUCAUUGAGUAAAUUUUCCUCCACUAGUGUCUCGAAUGACUUGGUGGGCGAAGAUGAAAAGAAUUUAGAUUUAAGUGUUGAUGGUGUGUAUAAAAUUGUUAUGGAAAAUGUGGGUUAUGAUAAGAAUAUGGAAAAGGCUCUUGAACGAGCUGGGAUCCCGUUAACAACUGAGUUGGUUAUGCAAACCCUUAAUAAGCUACGUUUCGAGGAGAAAAUAGCAUUUAGAUUUUUCAUGUGGGCGGCUCGCCAGGAGCAUUAUGACCAUGAAUACCAGGUUUACAAUGAAAUGAUUGAUAUAUUAUCUGUUACAAAGUUCAAGGCUAAACAAUUUAAGAUUGUUUGUGAUAUGUUGGACUACAUGAAAAGGAAUGGUAAAAGGUCGGUACCCAUUGAAGCUCUCUUGACUAUUUUGAGAAAAUACACGGAAAAGCAUCUGAGAGAUGUCAUGAAAUGUUCAAAGAAGAAAACUAGAAUUAGAGUUAAAAUGCAGCCAGAAAUCAAUUCACUUAACUUGCUACUUGAUGCUCUUUGCAAGUGUUGUUUGGUUGAGGAUGCCGAGACCUUGUUCAAUAAGGUAAAGAAUAAGAUUCUUCCUGAUGCCAAUACCUUCAAUAUAUUGUUUUUCGGAUGGUGUAGGGUCAGAAACCCUGCCAGAGGAAUGAAGACCUUGGAGGUUAUGAGUAGCAUGGGUUUUACUCCUGAUAGUUUUACCUAUAAUGCUGCAAUUGAAACCUUUUGUAAAGCAGGAAUGGUGACUAAAGCAGUUGAUCUUUUUGAGUUUAUGAAAACAAAAGCCUUUUCAUCAUCUCCUCCUACAGCAAAGACGUAUGCGAUUAUGAUUUUGGCGCUUGUUAAGAAUGAUAGAAUGGAGGACUGUUUUAGAGUUGUUGGUGAGAUGAUACAGAGUGGUUGUCUUCCAGACGUUUCCACUUACAAGGAGCUGAUUGAAGGAAUGUGCUUGGCUGGAAAGGUGGAGGAAGCAUACUCUUUUUUGGAAGAGAUGGCAAGGAAAGGUUACCCAUCAGAUAUUGUUACAUAUAAUUGCUUCCUUAAAGUUCUUUGUGAAAAUAAGAAGGCUGAUGAAGCAAUUCAGCUUUACCGCAGGAUGGUUGAUGUGGAUUGUGUGCCUAGUGUACACACUUUCAAUAUGCUGCUUGAGAUGUUCUUUGCUAUGGGCAAUUCUGAGGGAGCGCUUGAGACUUGGGAUGAAAUGGAAAAGAAAGACUGUGAGCUGGAUGUCAAUACUUAUUGUGUGAUGAUUGAAGGACUUUUUGGUUGUGACGACAUUGAAAAUGCAUGUUUUCUUUUGGAUGAUGUUGUAAAUAAGGGAAUAAAAAUACCCUAUCAGAAGUUCGAUUUAUUUUUGAGGCAUCUGUCAAUGAUUGGUGAUCUUUGUAGAAUUCAUAAUCUUUCGGAACACAUGAAAAAGUUCUACAAUCCUGUUAUGGCAAGGUAUUUUACACUAAAUCAAAAACGAAAGGGAAUGAGUUUCAGGAACAAGUGAACUCUGUUGAGUGUUUGGUUGCACCACUGAACUUUCUUCGCAAAUCUACCACCUCCUCAUGCCAUCAUGGUUACACUCAUAUCCGGAGUAAACAGCUUCUAGGCGAAAAAGAAACACUUGCUAUAUGCUUCACAGGAUGCUUUGCAACAUUGCUACGGGCUAUAACGUUUUCCUAGAAUGAGAUGUGAUUUAUCAAUUAAAUGCCUUGAGGUUAUGAUAUUGUAGCUUCUUGGUAUGAUUGUCUCCUCUUCUGGUAGGAAGGAAUCAACCACUUGUAUUCGUUUUAACACUAAUAAUUCGUAAAAUCUUGCAUCCACGCUGGCUUGAUUGUGGUUUGAUACCACUUUGAAUAUUGGAACGUUGGAGGUGUCUGUAUUCAUUACAUUGGGGGAGUUGGCAGAUUUGAAGAAGAAAAUGAAAUUUCAAAACUGACACGUCUAUCAGCCUGGCAGCUCUCUAAAAGGGACUCUAUGAAUUGCGAUUUUAGUGCUACUGCUCAUCGGCCAGAUUGGAAAAAGGUUAUUUUGAACAAAGGAGAGAAAUAACCAGGGACACUACAAGGAUAGGGAUCAAAGAUGGCAUCUUGGUUUUAAUGGAGGUUAAUCUAGUGGGCGCCUUACUAAAUUUAAUUAUGUAGUAUGUCUUAUAAUCAUUUUCCCCUGGGUUGAAUUCUUUGUAGUUGAAAAGUUCUGUCAGUCACUGUUAAGUAUAGACGCGUGUUCUGCUCUUAUAUUUUGCUAUAUAGUUUGCAGCUAUGUAUAUCUCCUUAAGAAAGAUGAACUAGAGAUAUCUCUGUCUCCACUUGAUCCAGACAAUUGGGGUACAUCAUAAAUAAAUGACGAUAAGCCACAGUAGUGGACAUGUUAGCCAUCUAUAUAUACAUUAUAUGUAGGGACUUAGGGCAAUAACUAUGGCGUUCAUAACGUGAAUGCAAUUGCCUUUGCCCUUUUGUUCAGAGAGCUGAGGAUUGAUGCUUAAAUUCGUAGUAUAAACUUAUGGGAAGAUUUCACUGAGGUGGCUUGAGAAUUACCCUUGCUACGUUGAGGUAGUCUCACCUUCAAUAGUUACAGUGAGGUAGCCUCACAAAAAACUUUUGACUUGCUUCUUUUCUGGCUAUAUAUAGUAGAUUACUUAAGUAACCCCUACAAGAACCAAAAGUUUAAGUUCUUUAAAUGUGGGCAAAGGAUGCUAUUGUUAGUUACCAUUGAAAUGGUGGAAUGGGAGAUUUUUGCUGUUUAAAGGUUAUAGGUCUAUAUGGACUACUAAUGUAAACCUCUAUAGUAACUACUCAAAAUUCACGGUUCACUACACUUACUCUUGUAGUUUAGCUUAAUGUGUUCCUUUUUUCCUUUUUUUUUUUUUUUUGCCAAUAGGGGAAGGAGAACAGUAAAAAUACUAAGAGAGAAAAAUUGAGUCAAUUGCGAACAAGUUUGAGCACAGAGUUUAGCUUAAUUUGAAGGAUUAUAGUAGUUCAUAUAAAUAUGAUUAUAUUUAUCUUCAAUCUUGCGGAGGGUUGAUUUGGCAUUUUCACCUGUUUUUUAAAUUUAAAGAUUAGAGUUGCAAUUGAUGUUGUAUCUUUGGGACAUGAGAAGUUUUUAUCUUCAGGUUUUGCAGUGCCUCGAUUUUUCAUUUAUUUCUCUCUCUUUAUGAUUUUCUCCUCACUUCUAGCACAUUCUUUUUUAUUGUUCGAAUUGAGGUAACGAAUUGGCCAAUUUUUCUCUUUUUGGUCCAAAUAAUUAAAAAUACUUCAUUAAAAUCAAAGGAGGUUUCAAAAAAAAUAAAAAAAUAUAUUCAGAAUAGGAAUAAUUGACCUAGAUGAUCCCAACUUCCAGUCAUCUUCUCAAGAUAAUCUCAACUUUGAUUAUCUUGGAAUAAUCCCAACUUUGCAUAUAGGUUCUCAUAAUAGUCCAAACUAUCACUUUUCAUAUACACAAUAGAUCCAAAAUGGUUUAGCGGUGAUAAGAAAGAUAAGAGUUCUAAUUAAUUUCAUAAGCAACCCCCUAAAGUUGAGAUUAUUCUAAAAUAAGUCAAGUUGGGAUUAUAUUGAGAAGGCGGGUGAAAGUUGAGAUUAUCCAUGUCAAGUUUUCCUUCAAAAUAAGGAAAAAUGGAUGAAAAUAAUCUCAACCAUAGCUCGUCUUCUUUUAAUAAUCCCAAUUAUGAAAUAUUUUAUAAUUAUCGUGACUAUACAAGAUGCCUUCCUGAAAUGUUUCAGUGUGACUUCUGACCGGCAUAACAUGUUAAUCUCUUGGAAAAUUUUACAAGGGCAGUCCAAACUACGACCCCCUUCCAUAAAAGGUCCCAACUUUCCAAUACUCCACAAGGGUCCCAACUUUCAUAUGCAUUUGACACGCGUGGUCCUUGUAGGUAAUUCACCUGCUGGAGCCAAUGAACUUGUCACGUGAGGUGAUAGUUGACUCACAUGAAAAAACCACAUUUUCCUUUCCACCACCGCCUUCCUCCCCCCCUGGAAACUGCCACCAGCAGCUACCCCCUCCCUUGCCACAUAGAAAUUAAUACCAGCAAAAAUCCUUCACUAAUCACCUUUCAAACUUCUUAAAUUAUCAAAUUACAGUACUGCAAAGAGCAAUAGGCUCAAUUCCCUCAUAAAAUCACUUUAAAGAUUGGAGAUUGAUAGAAUACAAUGUAAUGUCACAUAUCAGCAUUCAUUAUGAGAUAUAGAGGAGACAAUGUGACUAGUAAUGAAGCAGGCGAAAUUCGAACCGAAUUGAAGAUACCCAGAAAUUUCAGAAUAACGCCCAGAUAAUUUUCAGCAAUUCCUGGUAUUAGGUAGUUCUGGAAUUGAUCCUUAACAUUUAGUAUGAGAUACAGAAGAGAGAGAGAGAAGUUCCUUACAUUAUGGCCUUGUUAUGAUCCCUUCUCUAAGUUUUUUGUCCUUAAUCUUGAUUUCUUCUUCGUAACUCCUUUUGAAGCAUUAUAUCGUAUUUGAUGUGUCUUUGUACCAAUUCCCCUU